AUGGUGGACGAUAGCUACUAUAUCACGCCGCAUGAAACUGCGCUUGCGGUGGUUGCAACUGCCAUGAAGAAGGCACGGCUGCAGCUUGACACGCUCGUUGUUAAUUCGCUGGUCGGUGGGGUAUUAUUCAGCACCGGCGGCAUGCUCUAUCUCGCCGGCCACUCAGACAGCCCCGGCAUGAUGGCCAGCGCGCCCGGCCUUGCAAAUCUUCUGGGGGCCGCCACGUUCGUGCUCGGUCUCUUUUUUGUGGUCAUUAAUGGCGCAGACCUGUUCAAUUCCAAUAUCCUCUUCUUCAGCGUGGCAUUGCUGCGGCGUGCCGUGUCCAUCUACGACUUGCUGGUUUCAUGGAUUGUGAGCUGGUUUUGCAACCUCGCCGGUACGCUCUUCGUGUGCUACGUGAUCUGCCACCUCUCCGGCGCAACCGCCUCAGAGUCGUGGGUGGAGAACUCGAGAGUAAUAGUAGCAUCGAAAGUGUCACACUCAUUCGUGCAAAUCCUGAUCCGCGGGAUGGCGGGCAACUUCUACGUCUGCUUGGCUAUCUACCUGCAGCUAAUGGUUAAGCCGCUGCAUGUCAAGCUGAUUGUGAUGAGCCUGCCCAUUUUCACCUUUGUGUCGAUGGGGUUCACACACGUUAUCGCCGAUAUGUACCUUGUGAUGAUGGGCAUGAUAAAUGGCGCAGACCUCACAGUUGCACGCUGUAUCUGGGCGGUGUUCAUUCCGGGCACGCUUGGGAACAUUAUCGGAGGUUUUGCGUUCGGCGCGAUUGUGCCUUUCUACCUCCACCUCAUCGUGGUCGAACGGGACCGCAAGAAGCUAUCGCUGCCGGAAUACGAUGCCCGAGACGAGCAGCCAGAGCUGAAUAUAGACUCGCGAGUCGUACGUGUCCCGAAGGAGCAGGCACAGGACAAGGGCGUGACCGACUUGCUCUCUGCCUACUACCCCGAUGAGCAGUUGCACGCGAUGCCGGACAGCGAGGCCCGCAGCCAGAGCAUGCCGGUGGUGUCCCGCACCACAACACGCAGGUCACACGCGUCAAGCUUCGCCGCGCCCUCGGCGGCCGCAACCCGGUCUCCGCCGGGCGUCUUCCCUGUCCGGGGCAUGGCCAGGCCGCUCACCCGCGAACGCCAUAUCGCAAACGCAGCCGAUGACUCCGCGCCGUAUCUCGCGCUCGAUUCCAGUUCAACCACCAGCUCGCUCCGCUCGAGCUCCGACAGCACACAGCCGCCCACAGCCGCGCGCCGCCGCCAUUCGCUCCCCGGGACGCUGUGGGAGUCUCCCGAUCAGGAGGAAGCGCAAUACCUCUACGACGGCGGCUACGACGUCCGCGGCCACACGCUGGGCUCAAGGCUUGAGCGCGCGCUGACGUGGAUCACCUCCCCUGCACGCCUGCCGUCCCCCGAGCCCUUUGUCGCCGAGAAGGCCGCACCGGGCUCGCCUCGAGCCCGCCGGGCCUCCUUCGCGAGCCGCUUCCGCAGCUUCGGGCGCGCGUUCAUGCCAUCCCGUGACCCGGAUGAUAUCCACACAAUCCACCGCAAGCUUUCGGAGGCCGGCGUCACCGCCGUGGCCGCAGACGCCUCCGACAACAUUGCAGGUGUGGUCAACUACGAUGGCAUUGCGCUGCCCGCGAACAACUCGCCGUUCUACAGAACACAGCCCCAGCUCAGGCCUGUCGUGCCUCUGGCCGCCAGACCGUCCUUCGAGACCGCGGCAGCUAGAAGCUCCAAGAGGCUCUCCCAGCUGCGGAACAUGGUGAGUUUCGAUAACGAUGAUUUCGAAGAACAAAGCAUACGCGAGCCGCGCUAA
Molecule: messenger RNA, 1803 nt
Organism: Eremothecium gossypii ATCC 10895
Lineage: Eukaryota; Fungi; Ascomycota; Saccharomycetes; Saccharomycetales; Saccharomycetaceae
Exons: 1
Coding region: 1-1803 (600 amino acids)
Biological process (GO): transmembrane transport; nitrite transport
Cellular component (GO): membrane
Molecular function (GO): high-affinity secondary active nitrite transmembrane transporter activity
Source: RefSeq, marked provisional